Drosophila willistoni is the source of this 2508-nucleotide messenger RNA. RefSeq lists its product as uncharacterized. Lineage: Eukaryota; Metazoa; Arthropoda; Insecta; Diptera; Drosophilidae. Gene Ontology annotation, molecular function: GTPase activator activity. Bases 47 to 2452 code for a protein of 801 amino acids. The record is from RefSeq and is a predicted model, not a curated record. The transcript has a single exon.
ACCAAAAAAAGUAAUAUAUAAAAAUACACACACACUUUUAUAAAAAAUGGACUUGGAGGAAAACGAUGAGGAUAUUAUGCCGCCAAUUGGCACAAAUACUUUUGGCAUACCCAAUGAUCCUAAACUAUUGGCGGAAUAUGAACUCUAUAGACCAUCGAUGGGGACACGGCAAUUGCUUAGCGAACGUAAUCGUAGCGUCUAUACCGAAGCAUUUAUUGAGCAUGAACGCUUGGGCACCUUGGCCGAUCUAUGUGUACGAGCAUUGGCCAAAUUGGGUACCAUGCAGAUUGCAGAACCCGUGCGACAGGAUCCUUUGAAACUGCGCAUUCACUAUGACACCAUCGAUGUGAAUUUACCUCUGAAGGAAUGCUAUUUUGUGGAUGAUUUGCUUUAUUGGCGACGUGUCGUAUUGGCCAAGAGUACGGACAAAUCGCUGGCGUUGAAGAAACUCAAUGAAUAUGAUUGGAAGGGUGCUGGGAUUAGUAUUAAAUAUGUGGAAAUUGUUGAGGAAUGUCCUGCUGGAUUUUGGCCAGAAGAAGAAAUGGCCGGAUUGGCCGCAUUGGUGUCGGAGCAUGUGCAUUCCCUAGAUAUACGGCAUUUGCAAUCGCUGACUGAGGAAGCUUUUGCCAGAUACAUUGACAGCGAAACGGAAUUGGAUGUUACCUCCGAAGAGUCGGAGGAAAUUGAGGUAUCCAGCGAUGAGCCUGAUACAAAUGAUGAGGAAUCGGAGGAAUUCGAAGAAGAGGAUGAACAAAAUGAACAAAAACUACUUCAUGAUAAGAUGAUCAAAAUGACGUCGAUUGUUUCAUUUCAACCACCAACCGAUCAACACAACAAAGACGAUAAUAGGGAUACGACAAGUCAGCGCCAAUCAGUUGAAAAGACUGUGUCGAUUGCAAAGUCAAGUCUGUCAAGUGUCGACACACGGGGAGAUGCACGAUCAGUGGAUUGGGAGGCGGAGCUGAAUGAACGUCGCCGGGCACGUUAUGCCCGAAAUGCAGCCCGUCAAGAGUUGCGCGAUAUGCAGUUAGCCAAACGCGUAGAGCAUGAGAGGCGACGGCGACAACGUUCGCUCCUUAGAAAACCACCAGUGGAAGAAACACCAAAGAAAAAGAAAAAAAACCGUAAGGCUGGUAUAAAGGGAGUCUUUGACAUUAAGGUCGAUUCCGAGCCAGAGGAUAACGAAGACAAAAUUGUGGAUAAACGCAACAAACAGAAAUUGCUGCAAAGCAUGAACAACUAUGACUAUCCGGCCGAACAUUGUCAUCACAUUGAUCUCAGCUUUGUACGGUAUUUUAAUAAUUUGGUCUCGCUGUCCCUGCAAUUUCUCGGACCCCACAUAGGUCGAGAUUUCCAUAAGCGACACUUGAAAUUCUCCUACGACGACAUGACACGUCUGGCCAAGGGUCUGAGGACCUUGGAAAAGCUGAAAAUCUUUCGUUUACGCAAUAGUUCUAUGGAUGUGAAGAAGCUGCAAACAUUAAGCCGUGCCCUUAAAGCUCUCGAUGAAUUGGAAGUGGUGGACUUUGGCUAUGAUCAGAUGACUGAUGAUUGUGGUGCCACAUUGGGUAUGAUCCUGGAGCGUGAUAAUAUGUUUAAAGCCCUGGAAUUGGAAUACAAUCGGCUUGAUACAGAGGCUGCUUUCGCCAUUGGACGUGCCCUAUUUCAACAUAAGGGUACAGGGACUUUGGAAUAUCUUGGUUUGGCCCACAACAUCAUCGACAACGUGGCCCUACAUAAUCUUUCACGGCACAUUGUUGGCACUCCGCAUGUCCAGGAAUUGAAAUUAAGUGGUAUUGAGGCUAGUAAAUCUGCAGUUUGCCGUGAAAUAUCGUAUAUAUUACGCCAGCAUUUGCCAUUACGUAGUCUUGAUAUUGUGGCCAUACCAAUGGAUCCGUUGGUUUCACGUGAAAUCGUUUGCGCCCUGGAAGCCAGCAUGAAUAUAAGCCACUUCGAUAGUCGCGAAUGCGACAUGGAUAUCGACGAGGAUCUUGAAGCGGAUAUUAUAAUCCGACGAAAUCAUUAUCUUUCCAACACUGAGUUCAUGACGAUUGGUGUGAAAAGAAGCGAGGAAGAGUUGGUCACAGCUGCCACAAAUUGGAAGCAUCCUAUUGUCAGGAAAAUCGAAAAUGACAUGGCUCAACGGGCUGAGUGCAUACGAAAUCGUCCACCCAGAGCCAAACUUCACAGUGAACCAAAUAUAAUUUCGGAUGAAGCCAAAAAGUCUGUGGAAACUGAAUUAGGUAGUAUUCGAAUGAAGUCCCUGGUGUUUCCUUCGUUGACGAAAAGCGAUGGGAAAUCCUUUCUAUCAGACAGUAUAUCCUCGAAACCGCAGCCAAGUCCACCGUUUGAAUUUAAUCCGAAUUCUUUUAAUCUAAAUCAAUUUCGUGAGCAUGUGUUCCUACCAGGACCAUCGAAUCGUCACUAUUAUCUUCAGCAGAACAGAAUUUAGGCUUACUUAAAAUUUCAAAAUUUGUGAUAAAGUUAAUUAAAAACUUACAUAAUCUC